GCGCGCUCGCCGAGCCGGCCGGCGGCGGGCGCGGGUGUGCUGCGGCACUGCGGUUCUGAGGCCGUUACCCCCGCUUCUCCAGAGGGCGGCGGCGGCGGUGGAGCGCCCGGGCGUCGCUGAGCCUCGGCAGCCGGAGAGGCUCGGGCAGCGGACGGUUAGGGGCGCGCGUCGGAGCCCCCGGCCCCGGGCAGGGCAAGGGGGCUGAAGCGUGCGCGAGGCCGCGGAGGGAUGGUGAGCGCCCGGCGCGGGGCGAGCCGCGCCUGAGAAGGCGAGGGCUGCGGGCGGACGCUGCCGGCGCCCCGUGCCCGCCGGCCGCUGGAACGCCCAGAGCCGCUCGCCCAGGGCCAGCCCGGACGCCCCUCAGCCUCCACGUUGGGCUCGAUUCCUUGGCGGCCGCUGCGCUGGCCGGCUCCCUCCGGGAGGGAGCGGGGCAACCUUGACGUGCUUUUUGUCUCGUGCCCUGGCCGCUUUUCGCGUCGUCCUCCUCCAGAUGCCUUUCUUCUGCCCCUCCUCUCCGGGUGCAGACACUGCCAGCGCCGGCUGCGGCUCUGCGCGGGAUUUGGGCUGGUUUCCCCUGGGGGGUUUUGAGGAGGGAGAGUCCUUCCCCCUCUUCGAUGGGAUUUUCCUCCCUUGCCGAAAUGGACUUUCAUUGAUUUCGUCCUCCUACGUUUAGUGACCAAUUCCCUAGGCGUAUUUGUGGUACUUCCCUUUUUACCCCUUUCCGAAUAUAUAAUCUGUAAAAUGGAGAACGAAAUCUUCACUCCCCUUCUGGAGCAGUUCAUGACCAGCCCCUUGGUCACCUGGGUUAAAACGUUUGGACCCCUGGCUGCAGGAAAUGGGACCAACCUGGAUGAAUAUGUGGCUUUGGUGGAUGGGGUGUUCUUGAACCAGGUCAUGCUCCAAAUCAAUCCUAAAUCAGAGAGUCAGAGAGUAAAUAAAAAAGUCAACAAUGAUGCUUCACUUAGAAUUCAUAAUCUAUCCAUUUUGGUGAAACAGAUAAAGUUUUAUUAUCAGGAGACUUUGCAGCAGCUGAUUAUGAUGUCAUUGCCAAAUGUCUUAAUCAUUGGCAAAAAUCCCUUUUCUGAACAAGGCACAGAAGAAGUUAAAAAGUUGCUUUUACUCUUACUGGGUUGUGCAGUUCAGUGUCAGAAAAAGGAAGAAUUUAUUGAACGAAUUCAAGGUUUAGAUUUUGAUACAAAAGCAGCAGUUGCCGCUCAUAUUCAAGAGGUAACUCAUAAUCAGGAAAAUGUAUUUGAUCUGCAAUGGAUGGAGGUGCCAGACAUGUCUCAGGAAGAUAUAGAACCACUCCUGAAGAAUAUGGCAUCACAUCUAAAAAGACUGAUAGAUGAGAGAGAUGAACAUUCAGAGACUAUUGUAGAGCUUUCUGAAGAGCGAGAUGGUCUUCAUUUUCUACCACAUGCCUCUUCGACCGCACAGUCACCCUGUGGUUCUCCUGGCAUGAAGCGAACAGAAAGUCGACAGCACCUCUCAGUGGAACUGGCUGAUGCUAAGGCCAAGAUCCGAAGACUAAGGCAGGAAUUGGAAGAAAAGACUGAACAGUUAUUGGACUGUAAACAAGAACUUGAACAAAUAGAAAUGGAAUUGAAGAGGCUUCAACAAGAGAACAUGAAUUUGCUGUCAGAUGCUCGAUCUGCUCGAAUGUACCGAGAUGAAUUGGAUGCACUUCGAGAGAAGGCAGUCCGAGUGGAUAAGCUUGAAAGUGAACUCAGCAGAUACAAAGAGAGACUUCAUGACAUUGAAUUUUAUAAGGCAAGAGUUGAGGAAUUAAAAGAAGAUAAUCAAGUUUUAUUAGAAACAAAAACCAUGUUGGAAGACCAACUAGAAGGAACUCGAGCUCGUUCUGACAAAUUACAUGAACUAGAAAAAGAGAAUUUACAACUAAAGGCUAAAUUGCAUGAUAUGGAAAUGGAACGAGAUAUGGAUAGAAAGAAGAUUGAAGAAUUAAUGGAAGAAAAUAUGACUUUGGAAAUGGCACAGAAACAAAGUAUGGAUGAGUCAUUACAUCUUGGCUGGGAACUAGAACAAAUAUCCAGAACUAGUGAACUUGCUGAAGCACCACAGAAAUCCUUGGGCCAUGAGGUAAAUGAAUUGACAUCCAGUAAGUUAUUAAAGUUGGAGAUGGAAAACCAAAGUUUGACAAAAACUGUAGAAGAGCUUCGGAGUACUAUGGACUCUGCAGAAGGCAGCACUUCCAAAAUCCUAAAAAUUGAAAAAGAAAACCAGAGACUGAAUAAAAAGGUUGAAAUUCUUGAAAAUGAAAUUAUUCAAGAAAAGCAAAGUCUUCAGAAUUGUCAAAAUUUAAGCAAGGAUCUGAUGAAGGAAAAAGCUCAGCUUGAAAAAACAAUUGAAACACUCAGAGAAAAUUCAGAGAGGCAGAUUAAAAUAUUGGAGCAGGAAAAUGAACAUCUGAAUCAAACUGUAUCUUCCUUACGACAGCGCUCCCAGAUUAGUGCUGAGGCAAGGGUGAAAGACAUUGAAAAAGAAAAUAAAAUUCUCCAUGAAUCUAUCAAAGAAACAAGUGGAAAACUAAGCAAGGUUGAAUUUGAAAAAAGACAAAUGAAAAAAGAAUUGGAGCAUUAUAAAGAGAAAGGAGAGCGAGCAGAAGAACUGGAAAGUGAGUUGCAUCAUCUUGGAAAAGAAAAUGAAUUGUUACAGAAGAAGGUAACUAAUUUAAAGAUUACUUGUGAAAAAAUUGAGGCAUUAGAACAAGAAAAUUCUGAGCUAGAAAGAGAAAAUAGAAAAUUUAAAAAAACUUUGGAUAGCUUUAAAAACCUUACUUUUCAGUUAGAAUCCCUAGAAAAGGAGAAUUCCCAACUUGAUGAGGAAAACUUAGAGCUGCGAAGGAGUGUGGAGUCUUUGAAGUGUGCAAGCAUGAAAAUGGCGCAGCUCCAGCUGGAGAACAAGGAGCUGGAGCGUGAGAAGGAGCAGCUCAAGAAGGGCCUGGAGCUCAUGAAAGCCUCCUUCAAGAAGACAGAGCGCUUGGAAGUGAGCUACCAGGGGCUUGACACAGAAAACCACAGGCUACAGAAAGCUCUAGAAAAUAGCAAUAAAAAAAUCCAACAGUUAGAGAGUGAGCUACAAGACUUAGAGAUGGAAAAUCAAACAUUACAAAAAAACCUGGAAGAACUGAAAAUUUCUAGCAAAAGACUUGAACAAUUAGAAAAAGAAAAUAAAUCAUUAGAACAGGAGACUUCUCAACUCGAAAAGGACAAGAAACAAUUGGAGAAGGAAAAUAAGAGACUCCGACAACAAGCAGAAAUAAAAGAUACAACACUAGAAGAAAAUAAUGUGAAAAUUGGAAAUUUGGAAAAAGAAAACAAAACGUUAUUUAAAGAAAUCAAUAUAUAUAAAGAGUCCUGUGUUCGUCUGAAAGAACUAGAAAAAGAAAACAAGGAGCUUGUGAAAAGAGCAACUAUUGAUAUUAAAACUUUGGUUACAUUACGUGAGGACUUAGUAAGUGAAAAAUUGAAGACGCAACAAAUGAACAAUGAUCUCGAAAAGUUAACACAUGAGCUUGAGAAGAUGGGUUUAAAUAAAGAGCGACUCUUACAUGACGAGCAAAGUACUGAUGACAGUAGGUACAAACUUUUGGAGUCAAAAUUAGAAUCCACUCUUAAGAAGUCCCUUGAAAUAAAAGAAGAAAAAAUUGCUGCUUUAGAAGCUCGGUUGGAAGAGUCUACAAAUUACAAUCAACAGUUGCGCCAAGAACUAAAAACAGUGAAAAAAAAUUAUGAAGCUCUCAAACAGAGACAAGAUGAGGAAAAGUUGGUGCAGAGUUCCCCUCCUGUUUCUGGGGAAGAUAAUAAAUGGGAGCGAGAAAGUCAAGAGACGACCAGAGAACUCCUGAAAGUUAAAGACAGGUUAAUCGAAGUAGAAAGAAACAAUGCCACCUUGCAGGCAGAAAAGCAGGCGCUGAAGACUCAGCUGAAGCAGCUCGAGACGCAGAACAGCAACUUGCAGGCCCAGAUUCUUGCACUUCAGAGGCAGACCGCGUCAUUGCAGGAGCAGAACACCACUCUUCAGACACAGAAUGCCAAACUUCAGGUUGAAAAUUCCACCCUUAAUUCACAAAGUACUUCACUUAUGAACCAGAAUGCACAGCUUCUAAUCCAACAGUCUUCCUUAGAAAAUGAAAAUGAAUCUAUAAUCAAAGAACGAGAAGACUUGAAAUCUCUUUAUGAUUCUCUGAUAAAAGAUCAUGAAAAGCUGGAACUUCUUCAUGAACGGCAGGCUUCAGACUAUGAAUCUCUCAUCUCUAAACAUGGAACCCUAAAGUCUGCCCACAAGAAUCUUGAGGUGGAACAUAAAGACCUUGAAGACCGUUACAAUCAGUUAUUAAAACAGAAAGGACAAUUGGAAGAUUUGGAAAAAAUGAUCAAAAUGGAACAAGAAAAAAUGCUGCUUGAAAGCAAAAACCAUGAGAUGGUAGCUGCGGAAUACAAGAAACUUUGUGGUGAAAAUGAUAGGUUAAAUCAUACAUAUUGUCAACUUUUAAAAGAAACUGAAAUUUUACAAACUGACCAUAAAAAUUUGAAAAGUCUAUUAAAUAAUUCUAAAUUGGAACAAACAAGAUUAGAAGCUGAAUUUUCAAAGCUAAAGGAGCAGUACCAGCAGCUGGAUAUCACAUCUACCAAGCUAAACAACCAGUGUGAGUUGCUUAGCCAACUUAAAGGAAACUUAGAAGAAGAAAAUCGUCACCUGUUGGAUCAGAUCCAGACACUGAUGCUACAGAACAGAACGCUGCUGGAGCAAAACAUGGAGAGCAAGGAUCUCUUUCAUGUUGAACAAAGACAGUACAUUGAUAAAUUAAAUGAAUUGAGACGACAAAAAGAGAAAUUAGAAGAGAAAAUUAUGGACCAAUACAAAUUUUAUGACCCAUCUCCUCCUAGAAGGAGAGGCAACUGGAUUACUCUAAAAAUGAGAAAAUUGAUAAAGUCCAAGAAAGAUAUUAAUCGGGAACGUCAGAAAUCUCUAACAUUAACGCCUACCCGCUCAGACUCCAGUGAAGGAUUUCUUCAGCUGCCUCAUCAAGACAGUCAAGAUAGCUCUUCAGUAGGGUCAAACUCUUUAGAAGAUGGCCAAACCCUGGGGACCAAGAAGAGCAGCAUGGUUGCACUGAAAAGACUGCCCUUUUUGAGGAACAGACCGAAGGAUAAAGACAAAAUGAAGGCCUGCUACCGUCGUUCCAUGUCCAUGAAUGACCUGGUGCAGUCCAUGGUCCUAGCAGGAGGACAGUGGACAGGUAGUACUGAGAAUUUGGAGGUCCCUGAUGAUAUUUCAACGGGUAAAAGGAGAAAAGAAUUGGGAGCUAUGGCCUUCUCCACUACUGCCAUCAACUUUUCAACUGUCAACUCUUCUGCAGCCUUCAGACCCAAGCAGUUGGUUAAUAAUAAAGAUACUACAUCCUUUGAAGACGUAAGUCCACAGGGUAUUAGUGAUGAUUCUAGUACGGGAUCAAGAGUUCAUGCUUCAAGACCAGCCAGCCUUGAUAGUGGCAGAACGUCCACUAGCAAUAGCAAUAAUAAUGCUUCACACCAUGAAGUCAAAGCAGGUGCAGUUAAUAACCAAAACAGGCCACAAAGCCACAGCAGUGGAGAAUUUAGUCUGCUUCAUGAUCAUGAGACUUGGUCCAGCAGUGGUAGCAGUCCAAUCCAGUAUUUGAAAAGACAGACCAGGUCAAGCCCUAUGCUCCAGCACAAAAUGUCGGCAACAGUAGAAAGUGGAGCACAUCACAAGAUUAAAGCUGGCUCCCCAGGAAGUGAAGUUGUUACCCUACAACAGUUUUUGGAAGAAAGCAACAAGCUUACCUCAAUACAGUUGAAGUCCUCAAGUCAAGAAAAUCUUUUAGAUGAAGUCAUGAAAAGUUUGUCUGUCUCUUCCGACUUUCUGGGAAAAGACAAGCCAGUUAGCUGUGCCCUGGCCAGGUCAGUAAGUGGAAAAACUCCAGGGGACUUCUGUGAUAGACGGACAACUAAACCUGAAUUUUUGAGACCUGGUCCUCGAAAGACUGAAGAUGCCUACUCCAUUAGUUCUGCAGGGAAACCUACACCAAGUACUCAAGGAAAGGUAAAACUAGUAAAAGAAACCUCUGUGUCAAGACAAUCAAAAGAUAGCAAUCCUUAUGCCACUUUACCUCGCGCAAGCAGUGUCAUCUCUACUGCUGAAGGAACAACACGAAGGACCAGCAUCCAUGACUUUCUGACCAAGGACAGUAGACUGCCUGUGUCAGGUGACUCAGCACCACCUACUGCUGAUAGCAGCGUCACUGCAGCAUCUAGUGAGUACCAUUUACAGCAGUGGUCUUCGGAUGUGCCAACACAUGCUGCAGGGCAUCGGGCCCCAGAUGAUUUAGCUGCAGACACAUCUGAGUCUCUCUAUACCCAGGCUAGAAAAUCAAAACCAGGAAGGCCACAUUUUCUAAACCAAACUUUUGCCACCGUUAAAAUGUCUAAUGAUGCAUUUGGAAUAUUGGCUAACGAUAGCCGUAGGUCAUUUCCUGUAGUUCAUUCAUCUCAUCCAUUUCUAUCCCUGAACACAGAAUUGGUUAGUAACAUAAGUGGGUUACCUUCCAAGUCACUCACUAGAGUAACUGACCAGGCCUCCUCCUCUUGGGGUGAGGCUACACAGAAACAUGAGGAGUUUUGUGACAGUCGGAACCCUAGUGACAGUAGCCCACAGUCCUCUGGAGGUAGCAACAGUCUUACUACCCCUGCAUGCCUCUACCCUGAGGACACGGGAGUUGCAUUAUCAAUUUCAGAGGAUAGUCAAACUGUUUGGUAUGAAUAUGGUUGUGUUUGAUCAAAACUGCAUAAUAUGUUGAUGUUAUUUGCUAGGUUUAUAUUUUUAAGAUUGUUACAUAGAGUUCAGCUGUAUAAAAAGGCAUGUAUAUAAUCAUGAAUGUGUAACCACACCAAAGUCUGCAUGAAAUAGUAAUUACAUUGUACAUUUUUGCAUGCCUUUAAAGAUCCAACCAUACGUGUUUUUCUUUCACAUCUUUUGUCACUUGAUAAAGAUGAUAACGAUACUUUGAUAUCAUGAAGCAUGUAAAAAUAGUUGCAUGUUCUGUUACCAAGAAAGCAUAUCCAAGUCAUUGUUUGGCUGCUUCUAGAAAGAGUGUUCAGUUGCUCUUCCUGCCUCCUCUCUCUUAUUUCCUGAAUGUGCACUUCAUGUUGCAUAUGUACAGUAUUAAUAAUGGAAAUGUUUUUGAAAAUGUCAUCUUUUUGUCACUUAAUCAUGUUACCAGUCCUGUUCUCUUUUCAAAGAAAUAAUUAAUAAUUCAAUUUAACUUGAACUAAUGCUCACAUUUAUAAAACAUUGUUCAAAUUUAAAAUAUUUUUUUAUUCAUAAAUGUGUUAUUCCUAAAAUUUUUCAUCAAACUUAAAUGUGGUUUCCACAGUUAUUAGGAGCAUUCAUUUAUGUUAUAACUCUCUUCUUGGUGCUGUUCUUUUUCUGAUAAACACAAUAGCUCAAGACAACUAUUUUUUUGGAAUCUUUUAACAAAUUUUUUCCCAGUUUUUUUACAUAUGCGUCAAAGAAAAAUAAAUCAAGUUACCUAUUAUCUUGGGAUUUGCAUUUUUACGUCUAUUCAGAAAGAUAGCAACUUUUUUAAGUGAUGAAAAAUUUAAUUUGUCAUUAAUUUAUUAUUAAAUUGAAUAUGUAUAUCUUCAAUGUAGACUCUUUAAAAGUUAAUAUAUUGUACUAGAGUAUAAAAUUAGGACUUGUGAGCAUAAAAAUUAAAAAAGUAUGUAGUCUUUAUUCUAAAAUUUGUUGUAAUAAAAACAUAGUCUGGGGCUGAAGAAAUGACUCAGCUGUUGAGAGGACCCGGGUUCAC
Molecule: messenger RNA, 7852 nt
Organism: Onychomys torridus (southern grasshopper mouse)
Lineage: Eukaryota; Metazoa; Chordata; Mammalia; Rodentia; Cricetidae
Gene: Ccdc88a
Product: coiled-coil domain containing 88A
Exons: 31
Coding region: 742-6819 (2025 amino acids)
Biological process (GO): cytoskeleton-dependent intracellular transport; cytoplasmic microtubule organization
Cellular component (GO): cytoplasm; centrosome
Molecular function (GO): dynein light intermediate chain binding; microtubule binding
Source: RefSeq, a predicted model, not a curated record